AUGGAAACAAAGUGGUAUCUCUUUAUUUUGUGUGUUUGGGUUCUGUCUCUGGGCCACUUUAGCUUCGCGAAGGAAUUGCGGUUUAAUAGUUUAAAGAAGCUUUUCAAAGCAGGAGCUCCAAAAGCCACACCAGCCGUUGCCUCGACGGUAGAAGACCAUGAAGAGGACCGGGACCCUUUGCGCAGGGCCUCGCGCUCUCCGGGGCGGGACACCGCUCCGCGCGCGCGGCCGGAGCCGGCCGAGGAGAGACCCGAGCCGGACGUGUCCCUGAGCUGCUCCGCGUCGGGCUUCGUGGUGCGGGUGAGGAGGGGGUUCUACGGCCUGGGCGCGGACGCGCACGAGCUGAGGCUGGGGGGGGGCUGCAGGAGCAACGGGGACCUGCGGCCGCAGGGGGACCUGCUCUUCACCUACCCGCUGACCGCCUGCGACCCCGUGCGGGAGUCAAUCGACGGUUUCUUGGUCUACAAAUACCUCCUCCAUUAUGAGCCUUCGCGGAAAGGCUUCCCGAGCAGAGCGCACCCAUUCGACGUCGCCAUCGAGUGCCACUAUCUCAGAGAUUACGCCGUGACCCAGCUGGCCGUGCAGCCCACAUGGCAAACCGUCGUCGUGCGUAAAGCUCUGAAAGGACAGUCUUGGAGGACACCGGCCAGGAUUCAUGAGUAUUUCCUUGGCCAAACGGUCAACGUCCAGGUCUCUGCUCCUCGCCUCCGCCCUGGUGAAAAACUGUACAUCAGCAGCUGCCACGCCACGCCGUUAAAUGGCUCCAGCCCAUCACUCAAAUACCAAAUCAUAGGCAACUUUGGGUGCCUGGUGGACAGCAGGCUGGAGGCCGGCUCCUCCGAGUUCGUCUCCCGGACGGACAAUAGCCUGAGGUUUUCUCUGAAGGCCUUCCAGUUCACCUCAGACCCCAACACCGAGGUAAGCAUCCAAUGCAAAUUUCUAGUCACAACAGAAGACCCAGGACCUGUACACAAAUGGAGGGAACUCGAUGGCCAUGACUCCAUAUGUGACUGUUGUGAGUCAAAGUGUGUGACUUCUAAACCCCGCAGGGCCUUGAUGGAAGGCUCUGCCAGGAGUGCGGCCUUACUGGUCUCAGACCGACCGCACACAGCAGAGGACGGCUUUCCACUCCGUUCAGAGAAGAUCAGUCGUGGUUUUAACUCUGGUCUGAAGAGUCAGGAGCUGAUCGGGGAAAGUACGGCUGAGGAAAAUAACGACAGCAGCACAGACGAGGAACGGCAGCUUGAGGAAAUUGAAAUUAUCUUUGGAAAGAUGGCAGAACCCGAUCUACAGGAGCUAGAUAUUAAGAAGUUAUUUCAAGAUGAAUUUGGAUCUGGGGAUGAAGAUGAUGAUUUAUUUGACAUCUCUGAGGAGCAGAUGAUCCGUGUUAACCAGAAAGAAGCUGGGGAAUCAGACGUUGGCCUGCAGAGAGAGCUGGAGCCCCCGGAGUGUGAGGAAGAAAACGGGACGUACGCGUGUAGAGCUGAAGAGGAUGGAAACGUGGCUUCUGAGGUGAAGCUGGAGAGGGGCGGCAGGCAGGUUGAUUUAGACGAUGAAGAAAGGACGUGGUAUUUCACAUGGAAGUAG
Menidia menidia (Atlantic silverside) is the source of this 1587-nucleotide messenger RNA. The record is from the annotation of a GenBank genome assembly. Lineage: Eukaryota; Metazoa; Chordata; Actinopteri; Atheriniformes; Atherinopsidae.